AUGGUCUUAGCACUAAAGAUCUGGAGACAUUACCUAUUUGGGGAAAGAUGUCAUAUUUAUACACAUCAUAAGAGAUUGAAAUACAUAUUUGAACAGAAGGAAUUGAAUCUAAGGCAAAGAAGAUGGCUUGAGUUAAUCAAGGAUUAUUCUUGUACGAUUGAGUACCAUCCAAGAAAGGCUAAUGCUGUAGAAGAUGCCUUAAGCAAGAAAUCCAGUCAUCUUAAGGCUUCAUUUAAUGCAGUUAGAGGGUUGUUGUUACAGGAACUGAAGAGUUCUAAUGCCCACUCCCAAGUGAACAGCCUAGGAGGCUUACUUGCUCAAUUUCAGGUAAAGCCUACUUUGAUUAAUUAUAUUAUCAAAGAGAAACCAGGAGACCCAGUUCUUAGGAAGUUAGCCAAGGAAGUGAGGCUAAAGCAAAAUACAGACUACAUGUUGAGGCAAAACGGAGCCUUGAUGAAGGAAAACAGGCUAUGUGUUCCUAACAAUAUGACUUUGAAUAAUGAAAUUUUAGAAGAGGCUCAUAGUUCAGCCUAUGCUAUGCACCCCCAGAAAAACUAA
Molecule: messenger RNA, 558 nt
Organism: Benincasa hispida (wax gourd)
Lineage: Eukaryota; Viridiplantae; Streptophyta; Magnoliopsida; Cucurbitales; Cucurbitaceae
Source: RefSeq, a predicted model, not a curated record